Messenger RNA from Malurus melanocephalus (red-backed fairy wren), 4728 nucleotides. RefSeq names its product UDP-glucuronosyltransferase 1-6-like. The transcript has a single exon. Lineage: Eukaryota; Metazoa; Chordata; Aves; Passeriformes; Maluridae. Gene Ontology annotation, molecular function: UDP-glycosyltransferase activity. The record is from RefSeq and is a predicted model, not a curated record. Bases 2628 to 3611 code for a protein of 327 amino acids.
CUCUAUUUUAAAUAAUAACUAUUUCCAUUGAGUGUUUCAGACACUUAYUUUGCAAAAUGGUCAGAUAAGGCUGAUUUUUCAGAAAAAGCCCAAUCUCACACGGUUAAAAAGGAGCAUUUUUAAGAGGAUUCAAACUUGGCACUCAGGCUAGAAAAGUAGAGAGGGAGUAAAGUGCACAGCUAAACCUACAAAAAGAAUUAUGGCAGAGCUCCAGAAAAUCUGGAAAAUCGUAGCUAAAGCCACAAAGGGAACUGAUAGUUUCUCCCAAUAUUUAACACUGAAGUGCAGCAAGCUUAAAGCAAACAAAAGCAAGUGUGUUUUUUUCACACCAUGCCCCAAAAACUCCCCCAAAUCAGCCUCUCAAAAGCCGCAGAUUUUCUUUUUUUUGCAGACAAACCCUCUGACUUUAAAAGGGAUCGAGGUGGUUAAUAAGAGGUGCGGGCUGCCUGCCAGGAUUUGUAGGCUUACAGGAGAGAUAAUCGUGGAUUCCCUCAGCUCUGAUAUUUGCUGUACCGAUUCCAGCUCACGACCUUGGCACUCAGCUCUGCACUUUCACUCGGCUUUCUCCUCUUAUCUCCCCGUUGGAAUGGGCUGGACUCGUGGACUUCACUCUCUGCCCUCGUAAACACGUGGGAGGGUGUUCGUGUGCUGCUCAAAAUCCAGUGGCAUGACUUUUACGAACUUUUGCUGAACUUCCCUGAACUUUUUUUUUUUUUAAACUUUUCUGAACUUGGCCUCAAGGGUUGGGUUGAGGUUUGGGUUUUUUUUACCUUUGAAUGUCGUUUUAUAGGGUUUUUUAGGGUUUUAUAGUAGCAUCUCAUGGAUGACACACGUUUGGCUGAAAUGUUAACAGAACUUAACGAGGUGGGAGUGAUUAUGGAUCAAAUAUGAGAUUUGAGAGGCCUUUAUGCAGGGUAGGAGUGUGUCUGCAACUCUGGCUUUACUACCUGAGUAUGUACUGCCACCUUAAGGCUUACUCAAUGCUGCUUCAUCUCGUUAUUUCUACCACAGAUAUGUGGAAAUGCAGCCCCAGCAGGUGAGAAUCCCUUCCCUCCACCCUCAAAAACUGAAAGUUUUUGCUCCUUCAGUGCCACCCCACUGCCAGCUCCAGCCAAAGGUUUGCUUCACCAGCUGCAGAAURGGACUGCAUCAAAUCACAGAAUUGUUGAGGUUGGGAACUCCSUCUAAAAUCAGAGUCCAACCUUUAACCCAGCACUGUCAGCUCCACCACUAAACCAUGCCCCGAGUGCCACAUCCACAGGUUUUUUGAGCGCUUCCAGGGAUGGUGACUCCACAAAGGACAACCCUUUCCAUGAAGAAGUUUUUCUCAAUAUCCAAUCUUACGCUCCCUGCCAAUGUCUGAAAUUCUUAUUUAGUGCAUUUUGCUUAAAUAUUACAGUCCUUCUUGCUGGCUUGUAAGAAACUCUUUUCCUAACAGGCCAUGUGGGAGAACCUCCUCUCCAAAUAAACAUUUUAGGACACUCUUCAUUUAAAUCUUGGAAUAGGAUUGGCCUUGGGGUGUAUUUAUCACACUCAGUGCCUUUGGCAAAGGGGGCCAUUUCAAGCGUUGGAUUUCCCAUCAGUCCUACCUGCUCCAAGAAAACUCUUCCAGACCUGGAGAAACUGCUCAGAGUUCCCUCUGCUCAGGUGUGCUUGGUUGGGGGGUCUAAAAGCAUCUUGUCUUCUCCACCCACCUCUUGUCCAGGUACCAUUCCCAUAUCUUGUUCUGCUUUUGKGAACUCRCAAACUUUUGCCAUCCAAUUUUUCYCUAKCCACACAAAAUCUGCCUUAGUGGCCGGUUGAGAUCUGCUUUGCCAGGCCCUCCCGUCCGCAAGCAUGGGCUUCCCCAUGCUCAGACCACAGCCAGGCCUUCUGAACUUUGGGAAAGGGAAGGAAAUCCUUUAUUAAGAACUUCCAAACGCAUUUGUAGCCUCUCCCCUCUGAACUCCCAUGGCCCCUCUUGAGCAAGAGCCACGUGUUCCACUGUGUUAUCGCUUUUCAAAAUGAUGUUUGGCCUCGAGCCGCUCACCUACGAACUCUGAUGGCCCCUGCUGAGCACAGACUGUUUUCUGCUGUCUCACUAUUUUGCUGAGAAGGUGAAAGGUGCUUGGUUAAUGUGUCACCCAAACUUUGGUGACUCCUGCUUGCCAUGGAGAACAAUCUCCGUGAACUCUGGUUGCCUUUCUAAGCAAAGGUUGGAGUUUAGGUCUUCCAUGCCAACGGUGCAACACGAUUCUUGUGGGAUAAGAUCUGUGGAGUGGUCAUAAAUUUGAUUCCUGGCUUGAAACUGGCCUAGGCCAAUCAAGGGCACAAUUAAUCACUUGAAACAAUCCUGACAGAGCAAAAAAGACCCCUCCACAAACAAAUGCUGCCUCUGCKAAUUGCUCUGAAUCAUUGAAGAUAAUUAAAUGCAUGGGAAAGCUUCUUUAGGUGCCUUGAUAGCACUUUAAUCAAGGCCUUUAUCAGCAACGUGGUCUUCGAACUCCGAUGAUCUGUCUUAGUAAACUGUUUGUAGAUACAAACAUUAAAGUCCAGCACAAUAUAAAUGAGGGACGAGGAGUUUUUGCUUCAUAYGCUGUUGAAAAAAUUAGGAAGGAGCAGCUCAUUUCUUCUCCCCCRUGACAGUUAUGUGGAGGCACCAGGUGCCUGCUGGGCUUGUGCUUUUCCUCGCUUGCUGGAGCCUGGCAGAGGGUGGGAAGCUCUUAGUGGUGCCUCAGGAUGGAAGUCACUGGCUGAGCAUGCGCAUGGUCCUGGAGAAGCUCUGGGAGAAGGGGCAUGAGAUUGUUGCCGUGGUUCCCGAAGCUGCCUUGUUCUUGAAAAACUCCCAAUCCUUCACCGUCAAAACAUACUCGGUGCCUUACAGCCAGGAGUUUGUGGAUAAAUCGUACCAGGAGCUGGGGACAAAGAGCUUUGAGUUGACACUCUCAGCCGUGCUCAGCAACAUMUCGGGGAUGACCAACAUGUUCUCUUCCGCCUGUCGGCAUCUCUUGUACAACGAGGAGCUCAUCCAGUACCUCCAGGACAGCAAAUUCGACGCCAUCAUGAUGGAUCCYGUGCUGCCCUGUGGGCCAAUUCUGGCUGAGCACCUGUCCCUCCCUUCCGUGUACUUCAUGCGCGGCCUUCCRUGCACCUUGGACUACAAAGCCGCGCAGAGCCCCAGCCCCGCGUCCUACGUGCCCAGGGGUUUCUCCUCCAGCUCUGACCACAUGGCAUUCCCAGAGCGCGUGAAGAACUUCCUGAUCAGCCUCUCGGAGCCUUUGUUUUGUCACCUGUUUUACUCAAACUACCAGAGCUUGGCCUCUGAGUUCCUGCAGAGGGAUGUGACGAUGCAGGAGCUGUUCAGCCGAGCAUCAGUUUGGCUGAUGAGAUACGACUUCGUUUUUGAGUUCCCACGCCCCGUAAUGCCCAACAUGGUUUAUAUCGGGGGCAUCAACUGCCAGCAGAAGAAGCCCCUCUCAAAGGUUUGUCGUUGCUCACCCUUGAGGGUGGUGGUGGUGCUCGAUCAAGAUGUGCUUUUUGUAAAAAAGAAAAAUGUCCUUCCUGUAGUAAUAUUGGUGCUUGAGUGUGGUGGGAUCCCAGGAUGGUGUGGCAGUGGCAAUCUUAGGCGUUGAGAGAUCAUCACAAGGUUUGCUGAAGGGUUUCUCUCCAGGAGAGCUUAGGUCAAGUUGUCACCAUCACUCGCGAUGUGCUCUGCGUCUGGGUAAAUGAUGAUAUAAUUCCAGGCCACAGGGUUUAAUAUUUAAUAUUCAUAGGUUAAUCGCAGGAUACUUAAUUGGACAAAAUAAAUGGAAGUGUGGAAUUAACUCUGAGGAUAAAACCAGGCACUUGUGCUGUGCCACAGAGUGUGAAGCUGGGUGAAGCACAGGACAUCGGGGCAGGUUUAGGGUGGAAAGCAAGGAAAGGUUCUUACCCCAGAGGCUCCUCAGGGAAAAGGCACAGCCCCAGAGCUCCAGGAGUGUUUGGACAGCACUGCCAGGGGUGCACAGGGUGGGAUUUGUUGGGGUGAUUGGGGUGUCUGUACAUGGCCAGGAGUUGGACUCCGUGGUCCAUGAGGGUUAGGAUAUUCCAACUCAGGAUAUUCCAUGAUUCUGUGUGCGCCAACAUCACAAAACCAAGGGUGCAAAGACGGCAGAGGGAACUCUGUUGCCUCUGGGUUUGUGCUAGCAGCAGUUCAAGUAAGAGGAUGGCUGGGAAAAGGAGCCUUCAGGGUUGUAACAACUCUCCCUCGUUCGAAUCUCCCUCGUGCUGUGCAAACACUGCUGCUUUACUCUCCUUUCAGACCAUCGGGGUGCUGCUAACACGAGUUAUUGCUGAACUCACAACACAUUUACUACAGCCAGCUCAUGGCUUUCACUUCGAUAACUGCUCUGAUAGAGCACCAAAUCUGGGGAAAAACACCUCUCUCUGGAUCAAACCUCUGUCAAUCUUUGCUUCUUGGUUACGCUCCAGGGACACAAAGCAAUCCAAAGGUCAGAUUGGCACCAAGCUCUGUAUCCAAUCAACGCCCUGGGCUCAAGGCAGGGGGUUGAUCAUUAACAGGGUGUUAAUGAUGUGGUGAUCGCUGGGUCAGUUCCUCUCAGGGCUCUCACUCACCCUCAAUCCGUUGGUCACUCGUCCUCCAUCCCGGUGUCAAUCCGAACACUCAACCUCACCUCGCGGCACCCACUUGCUGAAAGCCUUCCCUGUGCACAGAUGAUAAACCCAAUAUUUACCCACAGUUAAAAAUUA